AUGGAUUCAUUGCUUUAUUCUAUAUUAUCUGAUUGGUAUAUGACUCAAGACCUUCAAAAUGAUGAUAUAGCUGAUAUUGACACAAAUAUUUCAUCACAUAAUAAUAGAGUAAAAAAUAUUAAAACACAGAAAAAGGUCUCGAAAAGUAAAAUACAGCAACUUGCUUUACCUGUAUAA
Funneliformis caledonium is the source of this 177-nucleotide messenger RNA. NCBI's taxonomy places the organism in Eukaryota, Fungi, Glomeromycota, Glomeromycetes, Glomerales, Glomeraceae. The record is from the annotation of a GenBank genome assembly.